AUGGAUUUAUUAAAUAGAGGAUUAAAUUUCACAGUCAAACCACGCAAAGUCCCAAUUAUCGACAUCGUAGCUGACAUCGAAUCUGCCAUACAAUACAAACAGUACGACAUAAAAAAGUCAGUGAGGGACAAAGCUUUACCUCUUAUUAAAAAUACAUUGAAACAACAACAUCUUAACUCUACAGAUAACAAAAUGAACAACGCUCUUGAGAAACUUAAAAAACACAACACUUAUUUCAUGAAAUCUGACAAAGUCAAGAACACAUUUGACUUCGUUGACAAAGUAAAAAACAUAGAAAUUGAAGAUGAUGAAAUUAUGAUUUCAUUCGAUGUAACGGCCCUUUUUCCAUCGAUCCCUAUUAAUGAAGCAGUCGAAGCAAUCAGAAAUCAUUUACUUAAAUUUGAUCUACCACCAGAAAAAACAAAAACUUACAUUGAUUGCAUCAACAUUUGCAUGAAACACAAUUGUUUUCAAUUUCGGGACUCAUUUUAUUCAAACGACUUCGGAUGUAGUAUGGGAAACGGCCUCUCGCCAUAUGUCGCAGAAGCUUACAUGUGUAAAUUUGAAUCUGAUUUAAAAAAAGAAGGUAAACUACCACGUAUUUGGCACAGAUAUGUUGAUGAUACCUUUGCUGUAGUGAAGAAAUCAGAAGCUGAAAAAAUACUCGCCACAAUCAACAACAGAUUCCAUAGCAUUAAAUUCACUUUCGAGAAAGAGGAUGACACCCUUCACACUUUGCCCUUUCUCGACCUUGAAAUCAAGAGAAAAGGGAAAAACGUUGAGUUCAGUGUCUACAGAAAACCCACAUCCACAGAUCGAUACAUAACAAAUGAUUCAUAUUGCGCCUAUAAUCAAAAAAUUGCAGCCUUCCAUUCAAUGGUUUACAGAUUAUGCCGUCUACCUUUAUCAGUUGAAAGCUACAUGAAAGAAUACCAACAAAUACUUCAUAUAGCUGAUGUGAACGGCUACGAUAAAUUAGUCAUAGACCAUUUGAUCAAAAAACACUCGAAGAAGUUAAAGCUCAGCAACAUCAGUACGUUAUUUGACCAAAACACAAGUUCAAAUAAACACCGCGUCACUUUACCCUUCACCCCGAAUAUCACCAACAAGCUAAUACAUGUCUUUGCUAAAUCAGAAAUGAGCAUUACAACAUACCAACUAAUCGAUGCAGCGGCAUUUACCAAAUCUCUUGCUCUAACUGCAACAAAAAAUACAUUGGACAAACAAGAAGAGCUGCAGAGGUUAGAUUCAACGAACACCAUCGAUCCGUAA
Eupeodes corollae is the source of this 1272-nucleotide messenger RNA. RefSeq lists its product as uncharacterized. The record is from RefSeq and is a predicted model, not a curated record. NCBI's taxonomy places the organism in Eukaryota, Metazoa, Arthropoda, Insecta, Diptera, Syrphidae. The coding region runs from base 1 to 1272 and encodes 423 amino acids. The transcript has 3 exons.